Messenger RNA from Sphaerodactylus townsendi, 1677 nucleotides. RefSeq names its product rogdi atypical leucine zipper (gene ROGDI). Gene Ontology annotation, cellular component: RAVE complex. The coding region runs from base 115 to 978 and encodes 287 amino acids. The transcript is spliced from 11 exons. The record is from RefSeq and is a predicted model, not a curated record. Lineage: Eukaryota; Metazoa; Chordata; Lepidosauria; Squamata; Sphaerodactylidae.
GGGGCUGUCCAAUGAGAAGCGAGGGAACGGCGAACCCUCACGGAACGGCUUCUCCUCAGGCCGUCUCCUCAGAGAAUCGCUCGCCUCAGGUAAAAACCAACGGAGGUGGCAACGAUGAGGAUGGCGGCGCUGGCGAGCGCGGCGGAGCGCGCGGUCCUGGAAGAAGAGUUCAAGUGGCUUUUACGAGAGGAGGUCCAUGCUGUCCUUCGGCAGCUACAAGAUAUUCUGAAGGAAGCUUCCCACAGGUUUACUUUGCCCGUGAGUGGCUCAGAGGGACCCAUCAAGCAGGAGAACUUUAUCCUGGGCAGCGCAAAUGCUGACCAGGUGAAGGGAGUGUUGACGCUUCAGGGAGAUGCCCUGUGUCAAGCUGAUAUUAACUUGAAAAUGCCCAGGAAUACCCAGCUUGUGCACUUUGCUUUCCGGGAUGACAAGCAGUGGAAGCUGCAGCAGAUCCAAGAUGCAAGGAAUCAUGUGAACCAAGCCAUCUACCUGCUUACCAACAGAGGUGCCAAUUACCAGUUCAGGACUGGAUGCGAGGUCCUCAAGUUGAUGGAUGCAGUAAUGUUGCAGCUAACAAGAGCUCGGAAUCGCCUCACCACUCCGGCUACUUUGACCCUACCGGAAAUCGCCUCCAGCGGCCUUACGAAAAUGUUCACUCCUGCUUUGCCUCCAGACAUCCUGGUGAACUUCUACAUUAACCUAAACAAGCUCUGCUUGACUGUUUAUCAGCUGCACGCCCUGCAACCCAGCUCCACAAAGAACUUCAGACCGGCUGGUGGGUCCAUCUUGCACAACCCAGGGGCCAUGUUCGAGUACAGCAACCAAAGAUACGAAGUCAGUCACGUCCAUAAGGUGGAGAGUGUGGUGCCCUGGUUGAACGAUGCCCUGGUUUUCUUCACGGUGUCUCUGCAGCUCUGCCAGCAACUAAAAGAUAAGAUUGCUGUGUUCUCUGGCUACUGGAACUACAAGCUGUACUGAUAACCCCACAAAGGGUGGCCCCCCUUCCUUUUGAAGUUUCAGCCCCUUCCUUCCCGGGGAGAAAAACCCUGGUAUAAGCGGUGCAUAGCAAGAGUUGUCAGAUUCCAACUCUCCACGGUGGCUUCCUGGGCUCAACGUCUUUGUGGGUGGAGUGUCGCCAUUUAUUAGCACUUUAGAAUCACACCUGUUGUUUCCACACAUGCCAAGACUGGGGACAAAGAAGCGCCAAUAAGGGCCUGUCUUGCCCCACUCCUCUAGAGGAAAGGUGUGAGGUAGAGCAAUAUGGGGAAGAGCCCAGAAGGGGGCGUGACCUCCCAGAAGGGCCAGCUGGGCUGAGUGACACGCACAAGAGCCAUUCGUUGUCGUAGAUUUUGGGGCCACUCUCCCUUGCAGCCCUGUCCCCUGACACAAAUGUGUGCAUUUCUCCCAUGCUUCCUGCAUGACCUAGCACUAGAGGGACAGGGCCCUGUUUCUUCCCAUGGUAGCCUGGAGCCUGCUUUGAGCAAGCAGGGGUUGUCUACCUUUGGUCUGGUCUUCCACGAAGCUGUCUUUUCUGUCUCACCACCAAUGCAAUGCCCACGUGACCCUCACCUGGACCAGUGUCGUGCAGGUGGCAGGGUGGUUUGUUUGCUGCUAGACCUCUCUAGAGUGAUUCCUGGAACUAGUCGGUUGCUGUGAAAUAAAGGUCCCUGAACACUC